GUAUCGGUUCAUUAGUGUUGUUAAAUUAGUAUGAACAGAGAUUGAAAGUUGUUGUUUCGUAUUGUGUCGUCAUCCUACUUUUCUCCUACAUCGUCAGCCUACUUUUGGGCGUCGCAGUUUAUAGUUUUAAUGUCGUCCCUGAUUAAUAACUCAGCAUAAUGAGUAGACUUCGAAAACUUUUACAGCAAAUAAAUUUGACCGAACCGCGACAGCAACCUUCGUAUGUUAUGCGGAAGGACUCGCUUAUGUACGUCUCCCAAGAGGAGCCUGAAACCAGCUUUCCAAUUAAACAAUUUGUAUCAGAGGAUUUGGAAGUCAGCAGUCAGUACGGUGCACACAACAGUAUCACUUAUACUGCCCUCAACUUGCGAGGGAAAACAAACCGCUUUCCGUCUUCUGGUGAUUUUUCGGAUACUUAUAUGCUGGCACAGUACGGGCGCUGGUGGCAAGAGGCACCGUCGUUUAGUCCGGACUUUGGAAUUGCAAAUUUACCAAUCGAGUUAAAUUGUCCUGUGGACGACUACAUUGUAGUUAAGUUCGAGCAAGCCGUUUACCCUACUCGCGUAGAAAUUUUCGAAACGCUAAAUGCCGGGUCGGUGUAUCGCUUGUGGGUUUACACAGUCCUAAAAACAUGGGUGCUCAUCUGGGACCGCUCCGAUGACACGGUGCUACAAAACGUACGGGGUGAAGGUACAGCCAGAAUAUUCGUUCCAUGCAUACGUCGCAUCAAUUCGAUUACUAGUAUUUUGAAGGUGGAAUUCAGCCACCGCCAUCAGUCGUAUUAUAGUGCCAUCGAUGCGAUAGCAUUAUAUGGCGAACCACCAAGCUGCGUUUCGAAAAGUACGGCAAAAACAAGCAUCGUAAAAGAUUCAACAUCUGUUGUUGAAAAUGAAAAUAGCACGCUAACACUGAGUGACUUGCCGCAAGAAAUAAUUUAUCACAUUUUUAAAUACUUGGACUUGAUCUCUCUAAAGCAAGUAGAGCACGUUUGCCCUAAAUUUGCUACUGUUACCAAAGAUUGGCGCCUUUAUCGGGAAGUAAAUUUGCGUCCGUACUGGAUGAUGGCCGACGAUGCCCUGAUUGAUUGGUUGGCAGAACGUGCCUCGCAUAUUGAGAUGCUGGAUUUAUCUUGGUGUGGAUCUUAUGGUGGAUUUGGCGAAUCACAUAUCGAAAGACUACUACUUCAUGGAGGCGCUGGUAUUAAGAAAAUACGAAUCAAUUGUAACUAUCACGCGCACUUUGUGAGCCGGCUUAUCUACAACAAAGGUCUAGAGUUGGAAGAAUUUAGCGUUGCCAAUUCGCCAAUUGAGCCAUACAUUUGUUCGGACUAUUUAUGGCAAUCCUUGCAACGGCUGAACGUGUCAUAUACCAACAUUCGGACGCGUUCGUUGCUCGGAAUCCUAAGCACAAGUCGUCAUUUACGUCACUUGAACGUCAACUGUUGCACGACCCUUGACAUGACGGCCGUGUUGGAAAAGCUCGGCACGAGUAAUCUCGAUCUUGUUAGUUGUAACGCAUUCAAAACAGAACCAUUUCCAGAAUCGUCGUUACUGGCUCUUCGAAAAUGCACCAAGCUCCAGGAGCUAGACAUCGGCUGGUCGACCAUCAAUAACGAGUGGCCACCGUUAGCAUUACAGGCAUUGGUGCGAGAAUGUGGUAGCGGGCUGAAGAAACUCUUUCUUGGAGCGAUGAGGGGCUUACUCGACGAUGACUUGCUGACCAUCGCAUCCCACUGUUCGGUAUUAGAACAACUGGCUUUGGUUGGGUGUACGAACGUGACCCCAGCGGGGGUGGAAACGGUGCUCAGUAAUUGUAGAACGCUGCGUCUUCUAGAUGUCAGUCACUGCAUGACCAGAGAUUGUCAGAAUCUAGCGACGUGGGCGAAGCUUUAUCCACAGAUAGACAUUCAGUGUGUUGUACGUACAGAAGAAGACUAAAGCGAGUAAACCGCCGUUGAUAGACAGCAGUGUAUCCUCGCAAAAAUACUGAACUAAAAGGUUGUAACUUAUCGGACUGUCUAGCUUAGAUACUUAUUACAAAUCUCAUUUAACACUUAAUAGGAAACUCAAACAUGUAUCAGUGCAUUUUCCUUGUAUUCGUUCUUUUGGAAAUAUAAUAUCCUAAUACUAUU
Anopheles cruzii is the source of this 2131-nucleotide messenger RNA. It is a transcript of the gene Fbxl4, whose product is annotated as F-box/LRR-repeat protein 4. The record is from RefSeq and is a predicted model, not a curated record. The transcript has 3 exons. NCBI's taxonomy places the organism in Eukaryota, Metazoa, Arthropoda, Insecta, Diptera, Culicidae. Gene Ontology annotation, cellular component: SCF ubiquitin ligase complex. Gene Ontology annotation, molecular function: protein binding. Gene Ontology annotation, biological process: SCF-dependent proteasomal ubiquitin-dependent protein catabolic process. Bases 159 to 1937 code for a protein of 592 amino acids.